GUGUAUUUUGACCCUGCCCACGCACCAUCGCUAGCCAAAACAGAAAAUGGCGUCAGCUGAGUCCCAGCCGCGGUUUGGCCAGUCUGUCAAAGGCUUACUAUCCGAGAAAGUGGGCUCCUGUAGCGGGGAUGUGAUCGCAAUGACCCGUCAAGUGCUGAAGGGAUCCCGGAGUCAGGAGCUCCUUGGUCAAGCAGCAAGAAAUAUGGUCAUUCAGGAGGACGCCAUCCUGCAUUCUGAGGAUAGUCUGAGAAAAAUGUCCAUUAUCACCACACAUUUACAAUACCAGCAGGAGGCCAUCCAGAAGAACGUGGAGCACUCUAAAAACCUGCAGGACCAGCUGAGACACCUGCUAAAGUGAGGGAGCAGCAGAGGACGCACCCCCACCCUCAGGGGUGACCCUGUGUCAACCAACAGGGGCUCAGCAGGAGGGUUCAAUGUGGGAUAAUCUGCCAUCUGUUUACUUUGGAACACACCGGUGGCCGGUGCAGCUGGGACAGGAAGGGAUGUGCUGCUCUGUGCCUGGGCUUAAGGCCGGCUACACACUGGCUGCGUGGCGUAAGCGUGGCGUUUCUGUUGCGUGUCAGCUGCGUGGCGUUUUCUAUGUCUUUACACACCA
Messenger RNA from Sander lucioperca (pikeperch), 616 nucleotides. RefSeq names its product BLOC-1 related complex subunit 7 (gene borcs7). Lineage: Eukaryota; Metazoa; Chordata; Actinopteri; Perciformes; Percidae. The transcript is spliced from 5 exons. Gene Ontology annotation, cellular component: BORC complex. Bases 47 to 358 code for a protein of 103 amino acids. The record is from RefSeq and is a predicted model, not a curated record.